UUCGCAAUCCCAUGUCACCUCGACUCCACCACUGCCACAACGCUCCACAAUCCAAAGUAAUAUUUUUUUUUACCGUUUCACUGUCUCUUCAUCUCCUUCCAUUAACUUCUUCUUAUUCUGCAACUUGUGAUCCCUAAAAUAAUCAUUUCCAUUUUUGUUUUCUUCCAUUUUUCUCUCUCCUCUCUGUACUGGCCCUUUCUACCUUCCACCAUUCUUCGAUUUUCUUCCCAUUUUAUAUAUUUUGUCCUCUUUAAGAUCCAACCAUUAAUUUCUUCAGAAAAACCUUCAGCAAAAAAAAAAAUAAAGAACAAAAUAUUCCCUUUUUUUUUUUUGAAUUUCAAAAUUUCUAAUUAAAGCCUAAUCUUUAUUCUCUUCUUUUAAAUACCCUUUUCCAUCUUCUUCUUCCCUUUCGUUUCCCGCUUUUUAUACUCACCCAGUCUCCAGUUUUCUCUCUCUAUGCUCUUUAUUUUAAGUUUCUCUCUUUUAUUUUACUGUCAUUACAAGAUUUAAUUAAGCUUUUCUUUUGUCAGUUUCUGACGAAUUUGAUGAUACGGGAAAAUGUUGACCUGAUUGAUUGGUGUUAGUUGGCUGUUGGUUGAGUGGAUUGAUAGCACAUUUUGGGUACAUUUAUUUUGUUUUAUUUAUUUAUUUUUUCUUUUUUAGUGAACAGAGGAAAUUUUCAGAGACUUUCUAUGUGGUUUAGUCAUUUCAAUGAUUUGAUUAAUACUAUAUAAAAACAGGGUUUUAUCAUAAUAUCAAAAUUUUAGGAGAGAGAAAAAUAAAAGGGCGUUGGGCUCUAAGCAUAUGUCAUUUUCAAUGCAAUUUACUGGGUAAUGUGCUUUUUUCAAUGUUACAGACUUUCAUGAUGGUCUGUGUUUUGCUUCAUUGAAGCUUCUGUUCUUGUGAAACAAACACUUUCUAGCAAAGUUAACAACAAAGAAGCAAAUUUCCCUCAAAAAAAAACAAACAACAAACAAGCAGAACAUCUCAAUUAUUUUUUGCAAAAAGUGUGUUGUUUUCCUUAGCAUUUUUGGAAAAAAUUAAAAAUUUCAUGGUAUAGAAAAAAGUGGGGGUUAAAAUUGGGUCUUAUCAGUGGAGAUUUUAAGGGUACUAUUUGAGAAUAGUCAGCUUAUUUGGAGGUUUUGUUAAAGAUGAGAAAUGGUGGGUUCCCAUUAUUGAUUAUGCAUAAAUGCAUGGUGUUUUGGGUGUGAAUUGGAAUCAUAUAACAACUUGUGAGAAGGUUGAAUAAAAAAGGGUUGUGAUUGUUUGAAGAUUUUGGGUGGAGGUGAGAAAAAAUGAGUGGACAACAGCAGAAAAGAGAGAAGGGUUCUUCAGUUACUGAAGGUGUUGAGAAGGUUUUGGUUGCAGUAAAAGCAUCAAAAGAAAUCCCAAAAACAGCACUUCUUUGGGCUUUGAGUCAUGUUGUUCAACCUGGGGAUUGUAUCACUAUGAUUGUGGUUGUCCCUCCACCAAGUUCAGGUAGGAGAUUAUGGGUUUUCCCAAGAUUUUCUGGAGAUUGUGCAAGUGGGCAAAAAAAGCUAUUUGCUGGUACAAGUUCUGAGCAGAAACUUGAAUUGACAGAUUCUUGCUCUCAGAUGAUUCUUCAGCUACAUGAUGUUUAUAAUCCAAAUAAGAUUAAUGUGAAGAUAAAAAUUGUUUCGUCUUCUCCACCUGGAGCUGUGGCUGCAGAAGCUAAGAAGGUUCAGUCGAAUUGGGUUGUAUUGGACAAGCAUCUCAAGCAAGAAGAAAAGCGUUGCAUGGACGAGCUUCACUGCAACAUUGUGGUCAUGAGACGCUCUCAGGCGAAAGUACUUCGACUCAAUUUGGUAGGAUCACCUUCAAAGGAAGUUUUACUAGCUGGUCCCUCUGGGUCCCAUCCUGAUGAAGUUAGAGGGCCUCUUGUGACCCCAAGCAGUAGUCCCGAGUUAUUUACUGCCACUGAAGCAGGAACAUCAUCUGUAUCAAGCUCUGAUCUUGGAACGUCGCCAUUUGCUCCGUCUGAAAUGAGUGAAAAGUUUAAGAAGGGUGAUAUGAUCCGUAUAAAAGAAAGCAGGGAUCUGGCUGGAUCAGACUCAGAAUCAGAUGAUGAGGACCUGUCUCCAUCUUGUUCAACGAGCUCAGGAAUUCGGCCUUGGAUGGGCGAGUAUGUUAUAUCACAUUUACGGUCUUCUCAAAAGUCCGAGAAGAGGUCUUCAACAAAGUCUUUGCAUAAGUCAUCUCAAAUUGACAGGGAGUCUGGUAGUGGAUCAAGAAGAUAUAGACCGGAUUUAGAGUUUAAUGGAAAUGUGAGAGAAGCUAUGUCUCUAUCAAGAAGUCCUCCUCUUGGACCUCCUCCACUUUGUUCUAUUUGCCAACAUAAGGGACCGGUGUUUGGGAAGCCCCCUAGGUGGUUCAGCUAUGCCGAGCUUGAGCUUGCUACAGGUGGGUUUUCACAGUCAAAUUUCUUGGCCGAGGGAGGUUAUGGGUCUGUCCACCGAGGAUUACUACCUGAUGGUCAGGCUAUUGCUGUGAAGCAGCAUAAAUUGGCGAGCUCACAGGGGGAUGUUGAGUUUUGUUCGGAGGUGGAAGUUUUGAGCUGUGCUCAGCAUCGGAAUGUUGUUAUGCUCAUCGGCUAUUGUAUCGAGGAUAAGAGGAGGUUGCUAGUGUAUGAAUACAUUUGCAAUGGAUCCUUGGAUGCACAUUUGUAUGGACGGAGUCAGCCUCCAUUGGAAUGGUUUGCUCGGCAGAAAAUUGCUGUUGGAGCUGCUCGAGGGCUGCGCUACCUGCAUGAAGAGUGUAGAGUGGGUUGCAUUGUUCAUCGUGACAUGCGUCCUAAUAACAUCCUGCUCACCCAUGAUUACGAACCACUGGUAGGGGAUUUCGGCCUAGCGAGGUGGCAACCUGAUGGAGACACUGGCGUUGAAACAAGAGUGAUAGGCACAUUUGGGUAUUUGGCUCCAGAGUAUGCGCAAAGUGGGCAAAUUACUGAAAAGGCUGAUGUCUAUUCCUUUGGUGUUGUACUCGUUGAGCUUCUUACAGGAAGAAAGGCGGUCGAUCUCAGUCGACCUAAAGGCCAGCAGUGCCUAACUGAAUGGGCUCGACCUCUUAUGGAAGAGGGUGCUAUUGAGGAGCUAGUCGACCCUCGUCUGGGUAACCGGUAUCUAGAACCGGAGGUCCUUUGCCUGAUGCAUGCUGCAUCCUUGUGCAUACGUCGGGAUCCUCUCUCCAGGCCAAGGAUGUCACAGGUCCUCCGCAUACUAGAGGGUGACAUGUUCAUGGACUCAAGUGUUAUGUCCACACCUAGGCAUGAUGUUGGCAAUCGGAGUGGAAGAAUGCGGCUCUUGGAGCGUGAACGCGAAUCAUAUAGUGGUCCAUUACGCAACGAGGAGCCAGAAUCAUACUUGGGUAGCAUAUCUAUUGAGUCACUAAGGACAGCUUUGUGGGAAAGGGAAAAGGUUAGAAUUUCAUCAGGCCAUUAAGAUAAAAUUGCUUUUGCUGUAGGGUAAACUUUUGGGGUCCUGUAUUGCUCUAUACUUGUGUUCUUGUAUAGUAUAAGGAGGUGGGUUAAGAUGGGCCUGUAAUUCAUUUUGGGGGAUGGAAUAGCUAGAAGUUGUUAAUAUUAUAUGCAUUUGUGUAUCAUAUGGAGUAGAAGUAUACUACAAAGUCAAUUAUUCCUAGUGAAUAUGCCCCUUCGGCAAAUAUUUUGUUUCUGACAGGAGUUUUAAGGUUCAAAGA
Molecule: messenger RNA, 3714 nt
Organism: Beta vulgaris subsp. vulgaris (sugar beet)
Lineage: Eukaryota; Viridiplantae; Streptophyta; Magnoliopsida; Caryophyllales; Amaranthaceae
Product: inactive protein kinase SELMODRAFT_444075
Exons: 9
Coding region: 1296-3458 (720 amino acids)
Biological process (GO): protein phosphorylation
Molecular function (GO): ATP binding; protein kinase activity
Source: RefSeq, a predicted model, not a curated record